AAUUCCUGCACAGAACCAGGUCUGCCAUUUUAAAGAGGGGAAAUCUUACUUUUUUAGAUUGUAUCCACCUCCAGAUUACCUCCUGAGUAUCUUCUGAAUAUCUCCAAUGCACUUGUAGAUCAGCACUUGCUAUAGCAGCCUUGGAAAUAGAUUGUGGGGGUCUAUCAUGUGGAUCUGUCAGAUUUACCACCUGUCUGCUGUAUUGUAUUGAAUUGUUACAGAUGACAAAUCAGGGGGACGAUCUGACUGAUAUUAAAGUAGAGGAUGAAGAAGAGAGGAUGAUGGGCGAUCCCCCAUGUAAGAGUGAGGAGGACAUUCCAGGAGAUGUCACCACAGCAGAAAAUCCCAGUACAAAUUCUGAAGGAAAUUUGUUGUCACUAAAUUAUAAAGUAGAAGAUGAAGAUAUGCAGCGCUCUUCAGGAGAAAAUAUUAAUGUAUAUCCAGGACUUCACAGUACAUAUAAUCUUCCUAAUCAUGAGGAACCUUCUCUUGACCAGAAAGAGGGUAAAAUGUUUCACUGUGGUAAAGAGUUCACAAAAAGAUCAAGUCUUUCUACAAAUAGAAGAAUUUGCAUCGGGGAGAAGCCAUACUCCUGUUCAGAAUGUGGGGAGUGCUUUACACAUAAAGCACAUCUUGUUAGACAUAAAAAAAGCAACACAGAAGAGAUGUUUAAGUGUUCAGAAUGUGGGAAAGGUUUUAAAAUGAAAUCAAAUCUUGUCAUACAUGAGAGAAUUCACACAGGAGAGAAACCAUAUUCAUGUUCAGAAUGUGGGAAAUGUUUUACAAAUAAAUCAAAUCUAGUUAUACAUGAGAGAAAUCACACAGGAGAGAAGCCAUAUUCAUGUUCAGAAUGUGGAAAAUGUUUUAAAGAUCAAUCAGGUCUUGUUAGACAUAAGAGAAAUCACACAGGAGAGAAGCCAUAUUCAUGUUCAGAAUGUGGGAAAUGUUUUACACAAAAAUCAGAUCUUGUUAGACAUGAGAGAAGUCACACAGGAGAGAAGCCGUAUUUGUGUUCAGAAUGUGGUAAAUGUUUUGCACAAAAAUCUGAUCUUGUUAAGCACAAGAGAAGUCACACAGGAGAGAAGCCAUAUUUGUGUUCAGAAUGUGGGAAAUGUUUUACACAGAAAUCAGAACUUGUUACACAUCAGAGAUUUCACACAGGAGAGAAGCCAUAUUCAUGUUCAGAAUGUUGGAAAUGUUUUACAGAUAUAUCAGGUCUUGUUAGACAUGAGAGAAGUCACACAGGAGAGAAGCCGUAUUUGUGUUCAGAAUGUGGGAAAUGUUUUACACAAAAAUCAAAUCUUGUUACACAUCAGAGAAGUCACGCAGGAGCAAAUUUCUGAAAUCAACAGAUUCUAUUUGGGUACUAGUGUUGAUCACGAAUAUUCGAAUUGCGAAUUCUAAUCGCAAAUAUCGACACUUCGAGAAUUCGCAAAUAUUUAGAAUAUCGCAAAAUAUAUUCAUAAUCACAAAUAUGAAAUUUUUGUAAAAAUACCAGUUUAUGCAAAUUUUUAUGUGAAAAUUUCAUCACUCAAUAAAAUAAUGCCUGGAGAUCAUGAAUUUGCAAAUUCUCAAAUAUAUGGCGAAUAUUCGCCCAAAUAUUCGUGAAAUAUCGCGAAUUCGAAUAUUGCCCCUGCCGCUCAUCACUAUUGGGUACAAAUAAAUUCAAACCAAAGUGACAGUGCUCAGAUUGCCCUAAUAAAUUGUGGAUGACAUUCUAAAGUCUUCUAGGGCUUUAACGCCAAGGCAGCAUUGGCAAUCUUAAAGCGGCAGUGAAAUAGUUAGAUAUGGUUAAACAUGGUGGCCGGUGGUAAUAAGCAAACUGUUUAACAACAUAUUGCACUUUUGGCUUUGUUAUGCUUUUUAAAAUAAAAAAAAAAUCAUCCAAAACAUCUCUAUUGGGGUAGAUGUCUGGCAGUGUUUACACUCAGGGUGGUGUCAGAAGCAGUGACUUGUUCUGAACAAGAAUUUCAAGAAUGCUCACUUUUUGGGGAGCAGCAGCAGUAUUGUACUGAACCUGACAGACAAGUAGUAGUAAUGGGAGCAGUACAAUAUUUACCUGACAAAGUAGGAGAUCUGCAGCUGUGUACGGGGUAGUAGUAAUAGCAGCAGGUGUAGUGGUAGCUGCAGCAGCAGGAGUACGGUAUGAAACAUGAGAGACAAGGAGGCAGCAGAUUUGCGCCUGUGUAGGAGUAGCAGUAGUGGCAAUGGUGGCGGUAGUAGCUGUAGCAGUACGGUAUGAAAUCUGACAGACAAGGCAGGAGAUUUGCGCCUGUGUAGGGGUAGCAGUUGUGGCGUUGGUGGCAGUAGUAGCUGCAGCAGUACGGUAUUGAAUCUGACAGACAAGGCAGGAGAUGUGCACCUGUGUAGGAGUAGUAGUAGCAGUGUAGGGAACAUGAUGGACAGGUAGACAGCGGCAGUGGCAUCAUUGGGCUGGUGAUAAAUAGCCACUGUCCACAAUAGAAGAUCUUAUGGAUCCAUUUUCACAAAUUGUUUUCUCUGACAGUACACUGGAGGCUGGAUAAAACAGUACACUGAUAGCAAACCGGGCCCGUACCUGCGGCUCGUCCACUCUGUUGACCCAGAGGUAAGGGCACAGCACGGGUACAACUAAGGCUACUUUCACACUUGCGUUCAGAGCAGAUCCGUCUCAGACGGAUCCGCUCAUAUAAUGCAGAC
Molecule: messenger RNA, 2679 nt
Organism: Bufo gargarizans (Asiatic toad)
Lineage: Eukaryota; Metazoa; Chordata; Amphibia; Anura; Bufonidae
Product: gastrula zinc finger protein XlCGF17.1-like
Exons: 2
Coding region: 222-1343 (373 amino acids)
Biological process (GO): negative regulation of transcription by RNA polymerase II; regulation of immune system process; regulation of cytokine production
Cellular component (GO): nucleus
Molecular function (GO): DNA-binding transcription factor activity, RNA polymerase II-specific; RNA polymerase II transcription regulatory region sequence-specific DNA binding
Source: RefSeq, a predicted model, not a curated record